CUUAAAAAAACAACAAUUCUGGGUUGAAUCUCGAAGAGUCGUACAAUCAAUGAAUAUUGAAAACUAAUAUAAAUUCUAGUUAUUACGUUAAGAUUUUUGAUUUUUAUCCAAUUUGAGUGUUUGUGUUGUUAUGUGUAAGUGUUUUUAAGAUGUCUGAUAUGGAUUUUGACGUAUAAUUGAACAUCUAGUUACGGGACAAUAAACAAGUAGUGACGCGCUUGUGUGUACAGACGCCAUAGUUACGAAACAUAAAAUUUAGAAUUUCAUACUAUCAAAAUUCCCCAAUUUUCUUUUCUAAUUGUGAUGUUCCCGCAUUUCAUCAGCGCGGAAGAAGCACAGAAGACGAAUUUAAUACCGAGUGUAAAUCUGCUCCACUCAAAAAGAAAAGGAAUAUUUAUACACCCCUCUGCUAUGUACAGAAGUAGUGCUACUUGCACCAAUAUAAAUAUAACAUUUACGUCGAGAAGUUUGUUUGGGUAAAUUUUGAAGACAAUAUUCAAGAUGAAAAUCUUGCAAAGUGGCCGCUUAGAGGCAUUGAGUAGUGCACUGUCAAUUCUCAAUGGCGACAGUGCUGUUCAAGGCCGAAUAGAAAGCUACAGUUGUAAAAUGGCAGGGACUGAGAAAGCUUUCUAUAAAAAGUUCACAGCCGCUGGAGAAACAACACAUGACCUUCAGGCAUUGUCACCCCCAGAGAGUGUGUCUUACAGCCGCAGCUUUUCAGGAGAUGAAGAGGGUGUUCUGUGUGAUACAAUUUCACGUAAAACACUGUUUUACCUAAUUGCCACAUUGAAUGCUGCUUUUCCAGACUAUGAUUUUUCACUGGCAAAGAGCAGUGAAUUUAGUGCUGAGCCAUCUCUCAGCUGGGUGCAAAAUUCUGUAGAUGCUGCUCUCUCUGCUGUUGGUGGAAUUCGUUGGCGUCAAUUGAAACCAGCUCUAUGGACUGCUAUAGAUGAGGAAGUCAAGUUGGCAGACUGUAGAAUAUACAGUUAUAACCCUGACUUAGCCAGUGAUCCAUUUGGAGAACCUGGCUGCUUAUGGACCUUUAAUUUUUUCUUCUAUAAUGUUAAACUGAAAAGGAUUGUUUUCUUCACUUGUAGAGCUAUGAGCCCUGUUUGUGCCGAUUCUGGUGUUGACUUUGCUAUGGAUGAAGAUGAAGAAUAUAAUUACUGAAAAAUUAAAUUUACAUUAUCUUUAUCAUUUUGUUGUUGUGCCAGUAGGAUAGUUGAGAAUUAUUAUUGUAGUUUAGCUCUAACAUUUUGAAAUGUAUCCAGCACAAUUUUAAGAUGUGUUUCAAUCUUAAUUAAUAAGAGUUUAAUUGAUUCAAUGAUGUUUAUUAUGUAGGAAUAACAUAAUAUUAUCUAAACAAUUUGUUGUUUUUAAAGUGAUAACCCUCACUUCUAGGAUUAAUACACACAUAGUUCGAGUCUCGCAUCGUUCCUAAAAUUUUGUUUUUUAAAUUUUAUUUGUGUAUUAAUCCUAGAAGUGAGGGUUAUCACUUUAAAAACAUAACAUAUUGUUUAGAUUUACAAGAGCGACAUCUCAAGUCAAUUUCCUAAUAUGCAAAUAUUGGAGUUGAGCAGGUUAUCAGCUGUAAAGUAGAUCCUGUAGAUGAAGCCACAACCUGAGAGUUGAACAAAGCAAACAGAAUUUUGUAAUGAGGAGGUACUCGAACGGUUGGCUCAGUUGGUUAGAGCACCGGCACGGAACUCCGGAGGUUGUGGGUUCGAGUCUCGCAUCGUUCAUAAAAUUUUGUUUUUCAAAUUUUAUUUGUGUAUAAUAUUAUCUGAAAUAUAUUAGGACAAUGUUCUUCUAAGGGACUUCUUCACAUUUUAUUAAUUGUAAGGUUUAAAAUUAUAAUUUCACAAAAAUAACAAGAUCUCCGUAAGUUGCACAAUUAUUUCUGUAUAGUUUGUAUAUUAGAAUAGAAAAUGAUUUAACUUUUUAUUGCUUGAGGCAACAUUAAUAUAUGUGUAACAGCAUCAAAGUAUGCAUAUUUGUUACAUUUAAUAAAAAUUACCACAUUAUUGUAACAUUUUUUUUUAAUAUAUAGUUUGUAUUUUCUUCUAGUAUAUAAUAUUAAUAUGGAUGUCUUAUUCCGCCUCUGAAUUUGGGGAGAUUUAAAAAGGGUAAAAGUGUGUGUAGAUUAUACUUGUAUUAAAAUUUAAUUAUAUAAAUAAAUUUAUGUCUUUAUAAUAAUGUGUAUAAAAUUUUAAUUAUUGGAUGUCAUUAUAAAAAGGUUUUUCGUCAAAAAAAUAUAAUUAAACAAUCAAAAUAUAAUGUCUUAUAGAACUAUACAACAGUAAAAAAGGCUUUUCAUUAAACAAGCUAACACCUGUAUUCACAAACAGUAUAAUAUAUUUAAAUCAAUGAUGUCUAUUAAACUAUCUAAAGUAGGUUAUUGUUUGUGAAUACUGCCACCAGAUUAUAAAACUAAAUAUUAUCUUAACUAUAUACAUAAUAUUGUAAUAUAUAUAUAUACACAUGUUUUACUUACACUAAUUAAAUCAAAUAAAUUAUAUAAAUGUA
Leptidea sinapis is the source of this 2526-nucleotide messenger RNA. RefSeq names its product repressor of RNA polymerase III transcription MAF1 homolog (gene Maf1). Gene Ontology annotation, molecular function: RNA polymerase III core binding. Gene Ontology annotation, biological process: negative regulation of transcription by RNA polymerase III. Gene Ontology annotation, cellular component: nucleus. The record is from RefSeq and is a predicted model, not a curated record. The coding region runs from base 502 to 1170 and encodes 222 amino acids. NCBI's taxonomy places the organism in Eukaryota, Metazoa, Arthropoda, Insecta, Lepidoptera, Pieridae. The transcript is spliced from 4 exons.